CGAGGGGCCGGGGAGCGCAUCCCGCCCCCGCCCCCACCCACGCCGCCGCCACCCCCACCACCGUUGCCGCUGCUCACGCACUCCGAGUCGCUGGCCUCGCUGCCUGAGGUGGGGGCGCUGCGGGCGCGUGUGCGCCGGCCGCCUUCCCGUUGCCGCCCGCGUUCUUGCCGUCCCGGCAUACGUCGGCGCGCGCCGGCGCCUACAUCCGGCUCCGGACGCUUGCGAUCUUAGUGGGACCCAACUUGGAGGCCUAUGGUGUAGGUAUCAGGAUUACUUCUGUCCCCAAGGCCAAUUGCAGACCUCCACAUGUUGAACUAUGGGAUUCCACAGAGAAUGAGACUCUCAUCCUUUUGCUGUCAGUGAGCCAUUCUUUCCAGCUUUCUCCCACCAUCCACUGACCUCAUGUCUACCAUACUCCUGAAUUUGGACUUUGGGGAACCUUCGAAAAAGGCAUUUGGAGGAAAUGCCAAACAUCAACGUUUUGUCAAGAAGCGACGGUUCUUGGAACAGAAGGGAUUUCUGAAUAAAAAGAACCAACCCCCUAGUAAGGUGUCUAAGUUGAACUCAGAACCUCCAAAGAAAGGGGAAACUUCAAGAGUAGAUGGCAUUUUGAAGAUCCUUCCAUGCCCAAAGAAGAAGAAAGAGGCAGCUGUCUCCAAGAGGGACUCAGAGCAUUCCAAAGACAAGAAGGCAUCAUUGUCUUGGCUGACCCCUGCUCCUUCAAAGAAGACUGAGUCUGUGGUUGGUAAAGUAGAUUUGCUAGGGGAGUUUCAGAGUGCCCUUCCAAAGAUUAAGAGCCACCCAUCUCGCACCCAGAAGAAGGGCUCCAAGAAGAAGCCCUUGAAAAAGAAAAUUGCUACAGAGAACUCCACCCAAGCUCAGUCAAAGGAUAAAAGCUCCAAGAAGAAGCCCUUGAAGAAAAAUGCUGUACAGAACUCCACCCAAGCUCGUUCUGAGGAUAAGUGCCCUAAAGUCUCUCAAAAUAUGCCAGGGAAGAUGGUGGCAAUAGACUGUGAAAUGGUGGGCACAGGACCCAAGGGGCGUGUUAGUUCCUUAGCUCGAUGCAGCAUUGUGAAUUACAAUGGAGAUGUGCUUUAUGAUGAGUACAUCCUCCCGCCCUGCUAUAUCGUCGACUACCGCACCAGAUGGAGUGGCAUCCGGAAGUGCCACAUGGUUAAUGCUACGCCCUUUAAGACUGCUCGGAAUCAGAUCUUGAAGAUACUCUCAGGGAAGGUAGUAGUAGGGCAUGCCAUUCACAAUGACUACAAAGCCCUACAGUACUUUCAUCCCAAGUCCCUCACCCGAGACACUUCCCAGAUACCACUUCUCAACCGGAAGGCUGACUGCCCAGAAAAUGUCACUUUGUCACUGAAGCAUCUCACCAAGAAGCUGCUGAGUCGGGACAUCCAGGCUGGAAAAAGUGGACAUUCCUCGGUAGAAGACGCGCAGGCCACAAUGGAGCUGUACAAGUUGGUUGAAGUCGAAUGGGAACAGCACCUGGCCCAGAAUCCCCCAGAAAAUUAGCACUCCCAGGGAGAAACAUGCAGUAGACCAACCCACAGUUCUGCAGCUUCUCCCCUGUAGAAGCUAGAAUCAUUGGGGAGAGGGGCUUGACCAGAGACAUAAUACCCAUUGAAAUUUCAUCUCA
This is a messenger RNA of Grammomys surdaster, 1648 nucleotides long. RefSeq names its product interferon stimulated exonuclease gene 20 like 2 (gene Isg20l2). Lineage: Eukaryota; Metazoa; Chordata; Mammalia; Rodentia; Muridae. Gene Ontology annotation, cellular component: nucleus. Gene Ontology annotation, biological process: intrinsic apoptotic signaling pathway in response to DNA damage by p53 class mediator. The coding region runs from base 403 to 1524 and encodes 373 amino acids. Gene Ontology annotation, molecular function: 3'-5'-RNA exonuclease activity; nucleic acid binding. The transcript is spliced from 4 exons. The record is from RefSeq and is a predicted model, not a curated record.